Molecule: messenger RNA, 1108 nt
Organism: Argiope bruennichi
Lineage: Eukaryota; Metazoa; Arthropoda; Arachnida; Araneae; Araneidae
Product: CRISP/Allergen/PR-1-like
Exons: 7
Coding region: 155-910 (251 amino acids)
Cellular component (GO): extracellular region
Source: RefSeq, a predicted model, not a curated record
AUCAUCCGGCGGCUAGAGAGUAUUGAUUAGACAAAAAAUUUCAUUCUUUUCUUUCAACAGUUCCUAUCUAGACAAAACUUUUCAGUAUCGUUAAUGCUAGUUUUAACAAAAUUUUAUUCAUUACUAUUUCUCUGAAGGAACAAAAUAAUAUCUGAUGGGUCAUCACCUGAUAACGAUAGUGGCUCUACUCUUCGCCGCAGUGGUUGCAUCCAAUGCCUGCUAUUACAAGAAAUUCUCUCCAAAUCACACCGGCUGUAAAUCGAGAAAUCCGAGAUGCAACAUCGUGGACAACCGAGUGUCAGAUGAUGACAAAAAGUUGGUGGUCAAACUGCACAACCAGUAUAGGGAGAAAGUGGCUAUGGGAAGAGAAAGCGCCGCAGGUGGCCUACCAACUGCCUCCAACAUGUUAGAAAUGGUCUGGGACGAUGAGUUGGCUAAUAUAGCUCAGAAGCAUGCCGAGACCUGUGAAUUCGAACAUGACUGCAAUGAUUGCAGGAGAGUUGAUCGAUUCGGGGUUGGUCAGAAUCUGUUCAUGUCUUUUUCAUCCAAUAUGCCAUCAGGCAGUGGUGACUGGGAGGGAAUGGUGAAGUCCUUUUACAGUGAAGUAUCAAAGUUCAGGAAAGAAUACAUUUCCUCUUUCAGAUUCAGAGGAGACUAUGGUCAUUUCAGCCAGAUUGUUUGGGCUGACAGCUGGAGAUUGGGCUGCGGAAAAGUUGUUUUCAGAGAUGGCAGCUGGUACAAGACAAUGAUUUCUUGCAAUUACGGCCCAGCUGGAAAUAUUAUAAAUUAUCCAAUAUACAAGAUUGGCAAUCCAUGCUCUGCAUGCCCAUCGAAUAGUUGCUGUGGAAAUUUGUGCAACCGAUUUGGAAUCCGUUCCAAUUAUCAAGGACUCUGCAAAAAACUUAAUUAAAAUCCUGCUGAAAUAUCCAGAUGCAACUUGAUUUAAUUUGGAUUAUCAAAGCUGAAAAAAGAAGUGCAACUGCAAUUCAAUCUCUAUACUGAAUUGAUCAAUAUUUGAAACGACAAAAAUUGUAACAUGUAUUCUUUUCCAAAGAUGUAAUAAAUUUUUUUCCAAACAUUUAAUAAAUUUGAUCCAUUUUCUUUUGAA